AUGGCAGCUUGUGAUGAGUGGAAGAUUUUACCGAAACCUAAUCUGCACCGAGAUGUCAACAGAUUUGGUCACACUGCUGUUGUCAGUAAUGGGUCAAUGUACAUAUUUGGGGGAUUUUCAAGUGUUCUUUUGAAUGACAUCCUUGUGUACAAGCCUCCAAACUGUGAAGCAUUCAGAGAUGAAGAGCUAUGUAAGAAUGCUCGUCCAGGGAUAAGGUGUCUGUGGAACAAGAAACAUUGUGAAUCCUGGGAAUCUGGAAAUGCUAACAACAUCCUUCGAGCAAAAUGUCCGAAGAAAACAGCUGCUGCAGAUGACAGAUGUUACCGAUAUGCAGACUGUGCGAGCUGUACUGCCAAUACAAACGGGUGCCAGUGGUGCGAUGACAAAAAGUGCAUUUCAGCAAAUAGUAACUGUAGUGUGUCCGUUAAAAACUACACCAAAUGUCACGUGAGAAAUGAACAGAUCUGCAAUAAGCUGACCAGCUGCAAGAGCUGCUCUCUGCACCUGAACUGCCAGUGGGACCAGCGGCAGCAGGAGUGCCAGGCUUUACCUGCUCACCUGUGUGGGGAAGGAUGGAGUCACAUUGGAGAUGCCUGCCUCCGCAUAAAUUCUAGUCGUGAAAGCUAUGACAACGCCAAACUGUACUGCUACAAUUUAAGUGGGAAUCUUGCUUCAUUAACAACCUCAAAAGAAGUGGAAUUUGUUCUGGAUGAAAUACAGAAGUACACACUUCAGAAAAUUUCUCCUUGGGUAGGUUUACGCAAGAUCAACAUCUCCUACUGGGGAUGGGAUGACAUGUCUCCUUUUACAAACACAACUCUGCAAUGGCUUCCUGGAGAGCCAAAUGACUCUGGCUUCUGUGCGUAUCUAGAAAGAGCAGAAGUGGCAGGUCUGAAAGCAAAUCCAUGCACUGCAAUGGCAGAUGGUCUUGUCUGUGAAAAACCUGUCGUUAGUCCCAACCAGAAUGCAAGACCCUGUAAAAAGCCAUGCUCCCUGAGAACAACAUGUUCCAACUGUACGAGCAAUGGUAUGGAAUGUAUGUGGUGCAGCAGUACAAAACGAUGUGUUGAUUCAAAUGCCUAUAUAAUUUCCUUCCCAUAUGGACAGUGUCUAGAAUGGCAAACUGCAACAUGCUCCCGUGAGUACCUUAAUGAACAGUAA
This is a messenger RNA of Meleagris gallopavo (turkey), 1161 nucleotides long. Lineage: Eukaryota; Metazoa; Chordata; Aves; Galliformes; Phasianidae. The record is from RefSeq and is a predicted model, not a curated record.